Molecule: messenger RNA, 1308 nt
Organism: Microthlaspi erraticum
Lineage: Eukaryota; Viridiplantae; Streptophyta; Magnoliopsida; Brassicales; Brassicaceae
Source: the annotation of a GenBank genome assembly
AUGGAUCCACAAGCUUUUAUUCGCCUUUCAGUAGACUCUCUUGCCCUGAGACCUCCCAAGUUCCCUUCAAACUCUUCUUCAAGAACCGACGAGAAUAAGAACAACUUUUCUUCACAAUGCUCUUGCGAGAUAAAACUCCGAGGCUUCCCCGUUCAAACAACAUCAAUCCCUUUGAUGCCUUCCCUAGACGCCGCAGCUCCUGACCAUCACAGCGUCUCUACAAGCUUUUACCUUGAGGAAUCGGAUCUGAGAGCUCUCCUGACCCCUGGAUGCUUCUACAAUCCUCAUGCUCACUUGGAAGUCUCGGUCUUUACCGGUAGAAAGAGUUCGCAUUGUGGUGUUGGUGCUAAGAGACAGCAGAUUGGGAUGUUUAAGCUAGAGGUAGGUCCUGAAUGGGGAGAAGGAAAGCCAAUGAUUCUCUUCAGUGGCUGGAUCGGCAUUGGAAAGAACAGGCGUGAUGGUGGUGGAGCAGAGCUUCAUUUGAGAGUCAAGCUUGAUCCUGAUCCUCGUUAUGUUUUCCAGUUUGAGGAUGUUACUACUUUGAGCCCUCAGAUUGUUCAGCUUCGUGGCUCCGUCAAGCAACCUAUCUUCAGCUGCAAGUUUAGCCGAGACAGGGUGUCACAGGUGGAUCCUUUGAACGGAUACUGGUCAAGCUCAGGAGAUGGAACAGAGCUUGACAGUGAGAGACGUGAGAGAAAAGGCUGGAAAGUGAAGAUACAUGACCUCUCAGGCUCUGCGGUUGCUGCUGCUUUCAUAACAACUCCAUUUGUGCCAUCCACUGGGUGUGACUGGGUGGCCAAGUCAAACCCGGGCGCUUGGCUUGUGGUCAGGCCUGACCCGUGUAGACCAAACAGCUGGCAGCCAUGGGGAAAGCUCGAAGCUUGGCGGGAACGAGGGAUGAGAGACUCAGUGUGCUGCAGGUUCCAUCUCUUAGCAAACGGGCAAGAAGUUGGAGACGUUUUGAUGUCUGAGAUCCUCAUCAGCGCUGAGAAAGGAGGAGAGUUUUUGAUCGACACGGACAAACAGAUGCUCACGGUUGCAGCCACACCGGUCCCGAGCCCGCAGAGUAGCGGAGACUUCUCCGGCUUGGGACAGUGCGUCUCUGGAGGCGGGUUUGUGAUGAGCUCGAGAGUGCAAGGGGAAGGGAAAAGCAGCAAGCCUGUUGUGCAGUUGGCUAUGCGGCAUGUGACUUGUGUGGAAGAUGCAGCCAUCUUCAUGGCGCUUGCUGCUGCUGUUGAUCUCAGCAUUCUUGCUUGUAAACCUUUCAGGAGAAUGAGCCGGAGAAGGUUCCGUCACUACUCUUGGUGA